ACUGGUGAUGCCUGGAGCUCUGAUUAUUUUCUGCAACAGCGUGUGAGAAUUCCAUCAUGCCUCAAAACGGUGUAUCCAAUCCGCCGUAUCCCACACGGAUUGAGGCUCUGUUGCGUCCGGUCCACCGGCCAAUCCUCUACCUCAAACGAGCCAGCAUCGCCGCGUCCUAUCCCAUCCGUGGCAUCUGGUAUUUCUUGCGCCAUCGCGAGUUGUGGCCCCUCUUUGUUGGACGCAUGCUGCCACUGUCUCUCAUAUCUUUCUUGGUUUACUUUGUGCUCUUCACCUUUGCUUUUCUGCCUCAGUAUGCAUUCCUAGCCAUUUUCCACGGCUGGGGUGCUUGGGUCAACGCCGUGGUGCUGGUUUUGGGAGAGGGCCUCAUCGUCAUCCAGGGUCUUUUCGAGGGCUUCUUUGUGGAUGAGUGUAGAGUAGAUGUGUUUGAUGCAACUCUCAUCAACUACUCGUUGACUGACCUCAUCUCUCCGCAUCGAAUUCUGUUCCUUGACGCCCCCAAUUCCGUCAAAAUGCUUGGAAAGCCAACGACCUCUGCCGUGUACACACCAUGGAGUAUCAUUCAGAUCGUCGAGCUCAUCGUUUUCCUGCCUCUCAACCUGGUACCCUACGUCGGGACACUGGCAUUCAUCAUCAUCACGGGAGCGAGACUGGGUAAACUGGCUCAUUAUCGGUGGUUUGACAUUAAGGGCCUAUCUAAGGACCAGGAAAAGAAGGAACUGAGGGAUCGUGCGUGGGAGUACGUCUGGUUUGGCACCGUCGCCAUGAUCCUGGAGCUGAUUCCCAUCCUGUCGCUCUUUUUCCUCUUGACUACAACGGCGGGUGCAGCCAUGUGGGCGGCGCGGAUGGAGGAGGAGGACAGAAGGAGAGCUGUGGAUGGUCUCAUAAGCCGAGAGGACUCGUCUGCACCACCUCCAUAUACGGACCACGUCGUAUGACGCAGGUGAUUGGAUAACUGCACGCCAAAUCUGAUGCUAUCUGCGCCUCACUUAUCACUCUUUGUGUUGCUCUCCAACCUUCACGCUGCUCGCUUCGUUCAUGCAUUUGAACACUGUGAAACCUGGCCUGGCUGAACCGCCCCUGCCUGAGGCUUUUGUCCAGGUCUCCUGGCUGGCUCAGAGAGAGAAGGAGGAUUCUGGGGUGGUGCUACAAGGCUCUUCGGCCCUUAGCCAAGAGCCAAUCGCAACAUAGGCAAGUUGAGCGUGUAGUUGAGGCGUGGCGAAUUAAUUUCCCUGGGUGUCCGCUGUAGUGGAAGGAAGCAGUUGCCCCAUGUCGUUGUCUCGCAGUUGGCUCCGAGUGGAAUCAACCAACACCAAGAGGAAUGUUCACGACAUCUGGAGACAAAGACUAGAGGUUGCAGAGUCUCUUAAUUAAAAAUAAUCUCAAUAUCUACUAUGAAUUCCUCGA
Molecule: messenger RNA, 1416 nt
Organism: Ilyonectria robusta
Lineage: Eukaryota; Fungi; Ascomycota; Sordariomycetes; Hypocreales; Nectriaceae
Exons: 2
Coding region: 57-947 (296 amino acids)
Cellular component (GO): prospore membrane; ascospore wall; lipid droplet
Source: RefSeq, a predicted model, not a curated record